This is a messenger RNA of Rhagoletis pomonella (apple maggot), 544 nucleotides long. RefSeq names its product glycoprotein endo-alpha-1,2-mannosidase-like. Gene Ontology annotation, molecular function: alpha-mannosidase activity. The annotation marks the transcript as partial. The transcript has 2 exons. The record is from RefSeq and is a predicted model, not a curated record. Lineage: Eukaryota; Metazoa; Arthropoda; Insecta; Diptera; Tephritidae. Gene Ontology annotation, cellular component: Golgi apparatus.
ACCAAAUUCUGGAACGAAAAACACAUCAGUUUAAACAAACAUGUAUUCACCUAAAAAAUGUAAUCAUUCCUCAUUUAUAUUCUCUACAGACUCAAAAACCACGUUGAUAUUAUGCGACGACUUUGUUUCGAAGGCUUCUACAGUAAAUUGCCGAGUAAUGGCGCCACCUUUGCCAGCACCUAGAAGAAUUGGUCCUAUUUGAAAUCAUUCGCAAUGACAUAUAAAAUGUUGUUUGUGCCAACUGUGGGACCAGGUUUUGCAGAGCGGAAUAAAUUUCCACGACAUAGUGAUAUACAAAGGCAUCGCAGUAAUGGGAGGUACUAUGGUGUCGCUUGGCGUACGGCGAUUCUCAAUCACGUUGGCUUCAUUAACAUAGCCAGCUACAAUAACUGGCCGGAUGGCAGUCAAAUUGAGGAGGUCAUUCCGAAAGCUGGAUUUCUAGACUAUAAUCCUGGUGCCAAAACUAAGUAUAUAGAUUUAACUACACACUGGGUGGGCAAUUUCUUAAAGACACGUAAUGAGGCGGCCGCUGUUGCUAUUCCCG